Perkinsus marinus ATCC 50983 is the source of this 1089-nucleotide messenger RNA. RefSeq lists its product as hypothetical. The record is from RefSeq and is a predicted model, not a curated record. The coding region runs from base 1 to 1089 and encodes 362 amino acids. Lineage: Eukaryota; Perkinsozoa; Perkinsida; Perkinsidae. The transcript has a single exon.
AUGCGCAUCGCUGUCCUCAUUGUCGUUUUCGCCACCGUAGCAGGUAUGACCGGCCGUAUAACCGAUGAGGUUGAGCCUAAUGGGCAGUACUGCGAAAACUCGUGUGCGCAGACUGUGGGUUGCUCUGAGUCCUACUGUAAAGACAAUGGUGUCUGCUUCGGCCUUUACCAUAAGGAUGAGGGUAAAUGCUUCCAGCCAGCCUCUGAGUACAACGCUGAUUGCGACGACUCUGUUCUGAAACCCGUCCUCUGUCACGAGUAUCCUGACACAACUUGUCAGGAAGUAUGUGAUGGUAUGGUUGGUUGCAAGGAUUCUUCCUGGGGAUCAUACUGUAAGUUUUGGCAGGACCCUCCAGUGUGUUUUGGCAUCAUCGUCAAGGAGGAUGGCAGCCUCUGUCACGCCAGUGGCGACGAGGAAUGUGUCGGAGAGCCCUACUCAUGUCAUAUGGUGACCGCUGGUCCUACUCCCGUGACCACCGAAUAUCCUAUAUCUAAUACCACUGAGGCUGUUGAUACCACUGAGUAUGUGGACACCACUGAGUACGAGGACACCACUGAGUACGAGGACACCACUGAGUACGAGGACACCACUGAGUACGAGGACACCACUGAGUACGAGGACACCACUGAGUACGAGGACACCACUGAGUAUGAGGACACCACUGAGGCUGUUGACACCGCUGAGUAUGUGGAUACCACUGAGGCUGUUGAUACCUCUGAGGCUGUUGAUACCACUGAGGUUGUCGACACCACCGAGUAUAUGGACACCACUGAGGUUGUUGAUACUACUGCUCCUCAUAAUACUACCGUUCCAACCGAUGGUAUCGUCGGAACGUGGUGUGCUGAUUCGCCGUUUGGAUAUUUGGAGUUGUUAUUCGAUACUUAUUCAGUCUCUAUCUACUUGGCUGGUCAGUACUUCCACUCUGAAUAUAAUUUGAACGAGAAGGAAGUAAUUCUUGUCAAUCCUGAUAAUAGUUUAAUCACCUUCUUGAAUGAGAGAAAUACCAGAAUGAUUACUGAGUACUACGCGUACGAGAUGUAUAUCGAAUUCGUCGAGGUGACAACUGUCGUCGCUGUCAAAUGUUCCUAA